This is a messenger RNA of Sphenostylis stenocarpa, 1791 nucleotides long. The record is from the annotation of a GenBank genome assembly. Lineage: Eukaryota; Viridiplantae; Streptophyta; Magnoliopsida; Fabales; Fabaceae.
AUGAUGGGUGAGUUUCACUUUCAUAGUGUAUUUGACAAAGAGGGUGAUGCACAAGUGGGCGUGUAUGCUGAGCCUCAGGGUGCAAGUUUUAGGGUACACAGGCGCUCUAACAGUGCUUCUGCUGACAGGAACCUGAAGUUCUCUAGUGGUGUAGUUUUGCAUCCUACGGAGAAAGACCAGGAUGAAUCUCUUGUUUCACCCCCUUCAGUGAGGGCUUCUAGAUUACCAAGUCCGUUACAUGAUAAGCUCACCUGUAACAAGAAAACUUUUUCAAAUCAUAGAUCAUCGUUGGAAAAAGAUGUUGAGCAGCUACAGCUACGCCUACAGCAGGAAAAAUCUAUGCGUACUCUGCUUGAGAAAGCAAUGGGCCGUGCCUCAAGUACUUUAUCACCUGGACACAGGCACUUCGCUGCUCAGACAAAGGAUUUAAUUGCUGAAAUUGAGUUACUUGAAGAAGAAGUUACAAGCCGUGAGCAGCACGUGCUUACCAUGUACAGAAGUAUUUUUGAACAUUGUGUUAGCCGGCCACCUUCUGAACAAAAUUCUGGGGUGGCUUCACCUGCUCACGCAAAGCAUGAAUCUAGGAAGCAUCCAAGUAUAAUUUCAAGUGCCUUCUGUUCAUCAAAAAAGUUUCCCUUGAGACCAUUGCAAGCUCUGAUUUCUAAUAAUGACUUGAAGAAUAAAAUCUUUGGGUCAAGUUAUGCUCCUUUAUCAUGUGGCAAGGGUAAAGUUUAUUUUGGAAAGACUUGUCCUGAUUACACUAAGGGUCAUGAGAGGUUUACCAAAAUGGAGAAAGCUCCAGUAUUGCGAACUUUAAAAGAUCAUCUAAACCAGUGCCCGAACAGGCUCUCUGAGGAGAUGGUAAAGUGUAUGGCAACUGUAUAUUGUUGGCUCCGUAGUGCAACCUCUGUAAAUACUGAAAAAAGUAGGUCAUCCACUCAUGCUGUACGGCCAAGACAUGGUGUUGUUGGAGAGGAUCGUGACUGUUAUUGCAAAUCAAUAGUGGAAAUAUCUUGGAUUGCUACUCGUAAACGUCAUUCUUCACAUGCUUCUUAUGCCAUUGACAACUACAGAGUACUAGUUGAACAACUUGAAAGGGUGAAUAUCAGUCAAAUGGAACGUGAUGAACAGAUUGCGUUCUGGAUCAAUGUCCAUAAUGCUCUUGUGAUGCAUGCAUAUUUAGCAUAUGGAAUUCCCCAGGGCUCUCUGAAAAGGCUGGCCUUGUUUCACAAGGCAGCUUACAAUAUUGGUGGUCAUAUCAUAAGUGCAAACUCCAUAGAACAAGUGAUUUUUGGCUUCCGAACACCCCGCAUUGGACGGUGGCUUGAAAGCUUUGUGUCUGCAGCCCUGAGGAAGAAAAAUGGUGAAGAAAAGCAGCUUAUCAGUUCAAAAUUGUAUAUUAAUGAUUUCCAACCCCUUGUUUGCUUUGCUCUUUGCACUGGGGCAUUGUCAGAUCCUGUGCUAAAAGUCUACACUGCAUCAAACAUAAGAGAACAGCUGAAUAUUGCCAAGAGAGAGUUUCUUCAAGCGAAUGUAGUUGUGAAGAAGUCAAGCAAAGUUUUUCUCCCUAAAUUGGUGGAUAGAUUUUCUAGAGAAGCAUCAAUCGGUUCAGAUGAUCUCCUUGGAUGGUUAAUGGGAAGUGUUGACAAGAAACUGCAUGAUUCAAUACAGAAGUGUCUUGAUCGUAAAUCCAACAAAAAGUCAUCUCAGAUCAUAGAAUGGAUGCCUUACAGUUCUCGGUUCAGGUACAUGUUGUCCAAGGAUCUAAUAGACAAGCCAUGGUGGGUAUAA